UCAGUAUUGCAGAUGUUCGAUGUACAUGAGGCACUGCUAUUCAACCGUAAAGAUAAAGGGAAAUCAGAUCCUGACUGCCUCACUGUGCUAUUACAGGUGUUGGUGGGAGUGCAUUUGGCUCUUUUAUUUGACAGGGAUGAAGGUUCCUUUCUUUCAGAACAAUAUAAGCAAGAAACCAGUCAGUCUGGGUUGCCUGCAGAAUCAUAAGUGGAAAGUCAGGCAGAACUAGCUGCUCAAAUUCUCAGUUGCUUGAUAAUGCUGCCUGUCUGUUCAGUAGGAGAUGCACGCAUCAGAGGAAAGGCAUUGUGCUGUUAUGCACCAAGGGAGGGAUUUAUCACAGCGUUCACUGUGCUCUUUUUUAGGUACAAUAAAACAAAAUUAAUUAAUUUUUUUAUUUUAAUUUAUUAGCACAAUAGAAUAGAUACAGAUGUCCCACAAUAAAUUCAUAUGGAAAUUAAUAUACCUGAAAGUUUUGCAUAAAAUAAAGACUUAAUAAAUCUAAAUGUUCUCAGUGAUAAAUGUAAUCAACAUAGCAAUGGACUAAUAGAGCAUUCUGGGCUCUCUUCCAGGCACUGGGUCUGCUAACCCUAUAAAAAUGGAUGACUUUAACGAGAAGACAAUCACCAUGAUUACAGGAGAAAUGAACCCUUACACAGUACAGCUGAGGGAGCGAUCCUAUCCUGUUCUCCUGCCCCCUCGAUCACUUGAAGGACGCAGGGCCAGGACCCUGCAGAACCAACGGCGUCUGGAGAGCCCAUGCCCUCCCUACUCACCUUCCUUUCCCCCAGAGCCUCCAGAUGCAGGCAUGGUUUUUACACAAACACAUGGACCACUGAACACUACUGCUGAGAGGAUCCCUGUGCUGGACAACUCGCAGCAUAAACCAUAUCUUGCGAGUCUCAAGGAUGAGGUUUUCAAAUCCAACCAGGUUAACGAAUCCAGUCAAACAUGUCAGGUGGUAUUUAACAACACUGCCUACAUGUGUGAUGUGUGCUGCAAGAGAAAUUGUGUCUGCAAGCUAUCUGAGUCAGAUGGCACUAAACCACAAACAAAUAUCAACAAACCUGCUCUGACAGUAUAUGAGACAGAGAAUACCAAGCUGGAACCGGUUUUUGCACAACACACGUUUCAGGCUGUGCCGCAAGAGAAGGAAAUGAACCAGAGGGAUUUGUCCUAUAGCAGAACCCAGAACCAUGUGGUAGAAAAUAACCCUUUUGAGCUUAAGUGCACAGCGCCACCCAGUGCAAAGGAGACAGACAGGCGUGUACGCUUUGAGCAAACAGAGACAGACUUUGAAGAGGUGGGGAAAAUAAAGCAGGGCUCUUGUACCAUUCCCUCCAUCUGUCCAUGCUUCUCUAGAGGUACCUUUGGGUAUGGAGUAAAGAGAAGCAGGGAUUUGGGGUCUGAUCUGCUGGAGCUUCAGGACUCUUUCAGCCGAACAAAGGCCCACCGAAUCUUCAGUGAGUCCUUGCAGGAUGCCACUGUGGACCUCAGGGACAACCAUCACACCGGGAGAAAGCACUUCUUCUAUGGCUUGAACUCUUACUAUUUUCAUAACUGAAAACCUAAACUAUAGAGUUGCUGGAAAGUGGAAUAAAUGCUUGUGAUGGUAGACCUGG
Messenger RNA from Pangasianodon hypophthalmus (striped catfish), 1619 nucleotides. RefSeq lists its product as uncharacterized. The coding region runs from base 596 to 1561 and encodes 321 amino acids. The transcript is spliced from 2 exons. Gene Ontology annotation, cellular component: centrosome. The record is from RefSeq and is a predicted model, not a curated record. NCBI's taxonomy places the organism in Eukaryota, Metazoa, Chordata, Actinopteri, Siluriformes, Pangasiidae.